Molecule: messenger RNA, 2098 nt
Organism: Gadus macrocephalus (Pacific cod)
Lineage: Eukaryota; Metazoa; Chordata; Actinopteri; Gadiformes; Gadidae
Gene: gclm
Product: glutamate-cysteine ligase, modifier subunit
Exons: 7
Coding region: 266-1099 (277 amino acids)
Biological process (GO): glutathione biosynthetic process
Cellular component (GO): glutamate-cysteine ligase complex
Molecular function (GO): enzyme regulator activity; glutamate-cysteine ligase catalytic subunit binding
Source: RefSeq, a predicted model, not a curated record
GUGGGUGUGUCUUCACGGCUUGCUUUCAUAGUAGUAAGCAGCGCUCGGCUGUCGCUCCUGUUACUCGUUACAUGUUAAAUGCAAGUCAUCCUGACUGCUUCAUUUUUUGAGCAGCUGUGUAGUUAGGGAGGGCGUGUCUGUUUUUAUGUGGGUCAUUCAAAAAAGCACUGCUUUUAGUUCAUAGUGAGUUGAAGGCGACAGCCGGGUUGUAGUUCUUGACGCAUCUGAACCCCCUCGCUAGCUAGCUACUUUUGAAUAAAACCACAUGGAGUCUCAAAACACUAAUGUGACAGAAAACGCCAAGGCGAUGCUCAAGAACGCGAAGACACUCAAGCUCCACACGGGGAACUUGGUGAUUCGAAGUCGUCUUAAGAAGAAGUGUCCGUCUUCUCCAAGUGAAGAGCUUCAAGACUGCAUUCGAGCGACGCUGAUCGAUUGGCUUUCCACAACACAACUACCUUCAGAAGGGGGUGUUUCAGACACCGUGGACUGCUCCAUCCCUGAGGCCACAGAGGCCAUCAAACCGGAGGAAAGAGAGGAGCUGAAGGUUUCUGUGAAACUGUUCCUGUGUGAGACCGAUCAGUCGUCCAUCCCAGAGGCCGUGGAGAUGGCCUGUCAGACGCUGGCUGUGUCUCAGCUGGACUCUGUGAUCAUCGCCCCCCGGGGGCUGCCCGAGGGCGAGGUGCAGACGUUGGCCCACCUGCAGCCCGCCUGGGAGGUGUUGGAGGCGUUGGUGGGGUCCAAGAAGAUCGCGGCCAUCGGCACCUCGGAUCUGGACAAGGAUCUGCUGGAGCAGCUCUACAAGUGGUCUCAGGUGAAGCCCAGCAGUAACCAGGUGAACCUGGCCUCCUGCUGUGUGAUGCCCCCUGACCUCACAGCCUUCGCCAAGGACUUUGACAUUCAGCUGCUCACACACAGCGACCCAAAAGAGCUGAUGUCGUCGUCCACGUUCCAGGAGGCCGUGCAGGAAAGCACCAAGGAGCUGACUGUGGCCGACUGGAGGCUGGAGUGGGUACUGCGCUACUCCAUCAUAGUGAAGAGCAGGGGCAUCAUAAAGGCUAAGGGCUACCUGGUCAAUGGCAGGAAGGCUAGUCCCUAGCAGGGCCCAGGAGAGGAGGGGACACUGCGAUGAAACUACUGCGCCUCCACUUCGUACACACACACAAUCGAAAUCGAUGUCAUUUUUUAUAAUUUGCAUUCAUUCUACAUAGUUGUGACUAGAUUAUUUAGUAUCAUUUUGGGGGGGGUCUUUUUUUUAAAGAAAAUGUAUUUUACUUAAAAGGGCAAUUCACAUUUCCAAGUUCUCAGUCGUAUUUGAAAAUCCUUCAUAGGUAAAUAUAAACGUGUGUGUGUGUGUGUGUGUGUGUGUGUGUGUGUGUGUGUACCCUGGUUUAUUGAUGCUGCUCAUUGUGACCAAUGCAUUUAUACUUUUCUCUUACCACUCGCCAACAAGAUGUAGGCUUCAUUUUAAUAUGAUAUAGUCAUGAAGGUGGCUGAUCGCAAUUUGGUUUCUGAAACUUGUCCCGACAUGAAGUGCCUCUUUUUCUUCUGUAUAAUAUUUUCAAAUGAUUACUACCUGCCUCGUUAUAGCUGGAUUUGUGCAUCUAUAUCUAAUACUGUUGGUGGGAAUGAAAAUAUUGUACUGUGUUCCCUCGAAAGAGGAUGCCCUGAUUUGACAGCGGGAAUCAACCUAUCGAAAAUGAAAGAAUAUACAGAGAAAAGCAAAUACUUUAAACAACGUUUAAAGUCUGUGUUCCACUGAAAACUAUGUACUGUAUCAAAAGACUAGUGGAAAAAGAUUCAAGCAGUCAAUGUUUGAAAGCUGUGCAAGACCUUUGCAUGUUGGGUUUCACCCCCUGGAAAUCAUUUUUAUGGAAACUAUUACAUUAACGCAAUCUGCAGAAUGGUUUAUUUAUUAAAUCUUAAAUUAUACUUUUAAAUCAAACUUUAUCAGGGAAUUUAAACAUUCAUAAAUGGUUUGUGCAAAGCACUACUUUGGUUUAUGGAUUGAUUAAAAGAGGUGAGCCAACAAUGCAAAUCAAAUGCUGUAAAAAAUUGGGUUGUUUAUUGACCAAAUAAAAUCAGAUGUUUGAGAUUA